This is a messenger RNA of Colletotrichum godetiae, 1228 nucleotides long. Its product is annotated as GDSL-like Lipase/Acylhydrolase. The record is from RefSeq and is a predicted model, not a curated record. NCBI's taxonomy places the organism in Eukaryota, Fungi, Ascomycota, Sordariomycetes, Glomerellales, Glomerellaceae. Gene Ontology annotation, molecular function: hydrolase activity. The transcript has 2 exons. Bases 275 to 1057 code for a protein of 260 amino acids.
GAGACAUCGCGGCAUUGGUGCCCUGCUUGCCGUGAUCGCUGCUUUCGGCUCAGUCUCCGCCGAGAUGCGACGAUGCGACGAUGCGACUUUGACAGUUUGUUAGAAGGGGCAAAGUAGAUUAAAGACUCAAUACUCAUGGCAAUAACUCAGGCUCAUAAGCCCAGUUAUGAAGUCAGCUGCAGUCUUUCCGAUCACAUUCUUGUCUUUUGAGGUUGUUCAGCAUUUACCACCGAUAUCACCGGUCAUUCCAGUCAAAACUUAUUAAAGCUCCAAAAUGAGAGUCAGCCAAACUUUGACAAUAUUCGCCGCGGCAUUGACGGCCGUCUCCGCUGUUCCUUUGACUCCAUUUGGCGCGCUACAGACGCGCGAUGACAAGCCGCCAUACUUUCUCUUGACCGGCGAUUCCACCGUUGCCAUCGGCGGAGGUUGGGGAAAUGGUUUCCUCUCAUUUGUUGAGUCGCCCGCCGAUGGAAAGAACUACGGCAAGAGCGGAGCGACCACCGUGUCUUUCCGGGCUCAGGGUAUCUGGGAUACCGUGAUUGGCGAAGUUGAAGCCAAUAAAGAUGCGUUUAGCCCGAUUGUCACGAUUCAGUUUGGUCACAAUGACCAAAAGGCCGCGGCGAACAUCUCUGCCGACCAGUUCCAAGCGAACUUGGAGAAGUUGGCUAACGAAGUCACGGCUGCUGGCGGAAUCCCCAUUUUGAUCACAUCACUUACACGCCGCACAUUUAGCGGCGGCAAGGUCAUCCAGAACUUGGAAACCGAGCGCCUCAGAGCCAUCGCCGCCGCGGAAGCCGUGGGUGCGACGUACCUUGACCUCAACACCGCCAGCACCAACUACAUCAACGCCAUCGGAAACGAAAACGGGCACAAGUACGACCUUGCUUCGGGCGACUCCACGCACCUGAACUCCGCUGGAGAAGUCGUCUUUGGUCGCCUUGUUGCAGAUCUUCUUCUCGAGAAGCGGACUGAUCUUGCCGUUUAUAUUAGAGAGAACAAGGCCCUUAGCGACAAAAUUAAGGCUGGAGAAUUUGCGACGGGCGAUGAGACUGAUUAAGUCUUGUGGGCGUCUAUCUCCAUCAGGUACAAUGCAUUUGAGUAUUGGUGAACAAAGCCCAGCAUAUAGCCGAAUACGUGUAUAUAGAUGUGGAAAAGUGGUAAUUCUAGCUACCUAGUACAGUGUACAUACAAGUCAAGGUUGAUAUGAAUUUCGGGAGAUACUGUUUCA